Molecule: messenger RNA, 786 nt
Organism: Suillus subalutaceus
Lineage: Eukaryota; Fungi; Basidiomycota; Agaricomycetes; Boletales; Suillaceae
Exons: 8
Coding region: 1-786 (261 amino acids)
Source: RefSeq, a predicted model, not a curated record
AUGGCAUUCCAGCAAAUGCAACAAGAGGCUUCCGUACUCAAAUACCCAGAAGACUUCGGUCUUCAUCCAAAUGUAUCCCUAGAAAACGCAGCCAACAUGCUAUUCCGUGCCAUCCAAUCCUCUCACAACCAACCCUACGCAUGGACUUUUAUCGACAAGCCAGUCGCAGAAGUCAAAUUCGACUCCCAAGACACGGCAGCAUGGCGCUACUGCCUUCACAAAGGCAGUCACCCCCAACUAGUCCUAAUUCACCACUCCCGUGUACCUCCCAUCGAGAUCGACCCAUCUCUCAUGAAUUACCCUGUCAGGCACUACCUACUAUUACAAAUCACGGACCCUCCUAUAUAUGUCAUGGGCGAAAGGGCGGGUCAAAAAGACUUCCCACACCUCGCAGUCAUGUCCGUAUCAAGGUGGUAUACCCCAAGUAGGAAUGAACCCGCAGGCGACGAUAGCGCAGUAGAACAGAGGAGGGAGCGUGAACGGAUGAGAGAUGGGAGUGGGGGCGUAGGAGUGGACCAACGGCCUGGUCAUCCACGGCUAAAUGAUGACGAAUCCGCAGCAAUUACGAGAUAUCGGAGAAACCACGAGUUAAUGGAAGAAGUCUUCAGGCAUGCAGCUUUUGCAAAAAAACCUUCGUCAUCAAAAAGAAUAUGCCAGGGCUUUGACAAAGCAGAACUAGAGGCUAAAAGUGCUAAAUUGCAAGACGACGUAGGGACACUUCAGGCCAAGGCUGCUGAGCUGGAAGGCUCAGAAAGUAAUGGCGGACGACGUGAUAGUUACAGCUAG